Cannabis sativa is the source of this 4263-nucleotide messenger RNA. Its product is annotated as DNA repair protein REV1. The record is from RefSeq and is a predicted model, not a curated record. The transcript is spliced from 24 exons. Gene Ontology annotation, molecular function: DNA-directed DNA polymerase activity; deoxycytidyl transferase activity; damaged DNA binding. Bases 89 to 3409 code for a protein of 1106 amino acids. Gene Ontology annotation, biological process: error-prone translesion synthesis; error-free translesion synthesis. NCBI's taxonomy places the organism in Eukaryota, Viridiplantae, Streptophyta, Magnoliopsida, Rosales, Cannabaceae. Gene Ontology annotation, cellular component: nucleus.
UAGGAUAUUCAUAUUUGCCGCUUCAUUUGAAUAAUGUCUUAAAUUAAACCCACCGACCAACCAACGAGUCUUCCUCAGCACUCUAAGCAUGAGUUUCGACUCCGCUCGCUCGGCGGGCUCUUCCGGCCAAAACUCUAAGCGAAGUCUGAAUUCCUCCCGUUCCGAUCUCUCCAAGAAGCAGAAGAAAGAGAAGAACCAGAAAACCCUAGGCGCUGCUUGGGGCUCAACUUCUCUAUCUUCCUCUCGUUCUUCAUUCCGUAAAUCCCCUUUCUCCGAUUUUGGCAGUUAUAUGGCAGAAAAGAAUAAGAAACUUCAUAAUCAGUUCAAUGGAGUGGCUUCAAAUUCUUUAAAUAGUGGCUCCAGUUCUGAGCAUUCAAUAUUUACAGGAGUUUCUAUAUUUGUUGAUGGGUUUACAGUUCCCUCCAAUCAGGAACUGCGGGGAUACAUGUUAAAGUAUGGUGGAAGAUUUGAGAACUACUUUUCAAGGCGUCGUGUCACCCAUAUUAUAUGUAGCAAUCUUCCCAGCAGUAAACUAAAAAACCUCCGGUCUUUCAGUGGAGGGCUCCCAGUGGUGAAACCUAAUUGGGUUGUAGAUUCUGUUGCAGCCAAUAAACUCUUGACUUGGAUCCCUUAUCAACUGGUUCAACUUUCUGACAACCAGCCAAGGCUGUCAGAUUUCUUUGCUACUAAACUCAGUUCCGCUUCAGAGGAUUCUCGUCUUGUUAAUUAUGACAACGACUAUACAUAUAAUAGAGAAAGUCUAACAGAGGAGGAAUCUGAAGUUGGUGAAGAAACUGAAUACAUGAACCAAAAUAGAGGAGAGUCUGAUGAUACUGCACAUCAAAAGAGUCAAGCACUAAUUGAGGAACCAACUAUUGGAAGUGAAAAGUCUUUGGAAACGAAAAUACUGCAUACAUAUAAUCUUGACGCAGAAAAUGAUAGCUGUGUGAAACAUUCUGUUUCUAGGAGUCCUUCUCAGCCCUCUGCCUCAUUCAACAAUAAUCAAGAUUCCAAAGCCUCACCAAGUUCACCAGCUGUUGGGUAUUAUGGGCGUCAUUCAACUCUCACUGAUCCAAAUUUUGUGGAAAAUUAUUUCAAGAGCUCAAGGCUGCACUUUAUAGGAACCUGGAGAAAUAGGUAUCGUAGGCGUUUUCCCUGCCAGUCGAAAGGAUUCAAGAAUACCAAUUCCAAUCAUUCUUCUGCUGAUUCGCUCAGGACAGCUAUUAUCCACAUUGACAUGGACUGCUUUUUUGUCUCGGUUGUCAUCAGGAAUGAUCAUAAAUUGAAGGAUAAGCCUGUGGCUGUAUGCCAUUCGGACAGUCCCAAAGGAACUGCUGAAAUUUCAUCUGCCAAUUAUCCUGCUCGUGUUUAUGGUGUAAGAGCUGGAAUGUUUGUUAGAGAUGCCAAGGCUCUUUGUCCUCACUUAGUCAUUUGUCCCUAUAACUUUGAAGCAUAUGAAGAGGUCGCUGACCAGUUCUAUAACAUAUUGCACAAGCAUUGCAAGAAAGUACAGGCAGUCAGCUGUGAUGAAGCAUUCUUAGAUGUUUCAGGGUUAGAAGGAAAAGAUCCUGAGAUUUUAGCUUCAACUAUAAGAAAGGAAAUUUUUGAGACAACCGGAUGCACUGCAAGUGCUGGUAUAGGUGGGAAUAUGCUUAUAUCUCGCCUUGCCACCAGAGAUGCCAAACCAGAUGGGCAGUGUUAUAUUCCUCCAGAGAAGGUGGAUGAUUACUUGCGCCUACUACCAAUCAAAGAACUACCAGGAAUAGGACAUGUUCUACAAGAGAAGUUGAAGAAGCAAAAUGUUCAUACCUGUGGACAGCUGUGUUUAAUCUCAAAGGAAUGUCUUCAAAAGGACUUUGGAGCAAAAACAGGGGAGAUGUUAUGGAAUUAUAGUAGGGGAAUAGAUACUAGACUUGUUGGGAUCAUUCAGGAAAGCAAGUCCAUAGGAGCUGAAGUGAAUUGGGGUGUGAGAUUUAAUGAUCCAAAAGAUAGUCAAAACUUCCUCUUGAGCCUUUGCAAGGAGGUCUCAUUGCGCUUGCAAGGAUGUGGAGUGCAGGGGCGCACAUUCAUCCUUAAAAUUAAAAAGAGGCGAAAAGGUGCAGAGGAGCCUGCAAAGUAUUUGGGUUGUGGAGAUUGUGAAAAUUUGAGCCAUUCCCUUACUGUUCCAGUUGCUACUGAUGAUGUUGAAGUGCUUAAGAGAAUAACAAAGCAGCUAUUUGGGAUGUUCAACAUAGAUGUUAAGGAGAUUAGGGGUGUUGGCUUGCAAGUUUCCAAGCUUGAAAAUGCAGAUUCAUUUAGGCAGGGUUCCGAGAAAAACUCUUUGAAGUCAUGGUUGAAAUCUUCCUCCGUAUGUUCAGAAAAAUUUGAUUAUGUACCAGGGAAGAAGACGGCAGUAGAUUGUGAGGGACUGAGAUCUGAUGGAGUUCGUGGACAGUUAUAUGAAGAUACACUUGUUACGAACUCAGUGGAUAAUAAGCCCUCUAAUGGGGAAUCUAGCUUGAACUCAAAUUCAGCACCUCCACCUUUUUCUCAUCUUGAUUUUGGAGUUAUUGAGAAUCUUCCUCCAGAUAUUUUUUCAGAACUAAAUGAAAUUUAUGGAGGGAAGUUAGUUGAUUUUGUUGCUAAAAGUAAAAGCAAAGGGAAAGGAAAAAUGAACGAGGGAGAAAGGCUUCCCCAUCACAAUCUGGUGCUUCAAGACAAAUUAUCAAGUAAAGAUGAGGUAGAACAGCCACACUUAAAGCCUUCUAUGGGAGGAUCUCAUGAUUUUCUCAGACCAGAUCUUGAGAAUACUGAUCUAAUGCCUUCAUCUUUGAGUCAAAUAGAUGCAUCGGUGUUACAACAAUUGCCUCAAGAACUGAGAGUCGAUAUACUUGAGCAGCUUCCUGCACAUAGGUUACCAGGACUUCCUUUGAGUUCUUCCUUGAGCCCUAAUUCAGAACAUCCAUAUCCACAACAAUCAUUAAAUAUCGAUGAGGUUGAAAAUAAUCUUGAAUCAACUGAUUCUAUGUCAAACUGCGACCUCUGGGUCGGAAGUCCUCCCAAGUGGGUUGAUGAAUUCAGCGUGAAUAAUUGUGUAAUAUUGAAUACACUUGCGGAGAUGUAUUACAAGUCAGGGUCAAAUCAAAGUUUAUCUUCAGUUCUACGAUGUAUCACUUUGGAAUGUCAGGGUAUUCUAGAUGCCCCUGGGUAUGUAGGUUGGCAGGAAGCUAUAAACAAAUUUUCGGAGGUUGUCAAGCAGUAUGUCAAAUUAAAGAUUGAGCUGGAUAUCGAAGAGAUCUAUAUUUGUUUCCGUCUGAUACAAAGGUUCAUGUCGAAGUCAAAGUUUCUCUUACAUGUUUAUGACUCUGUGUUUCCAUAUCUUCAGGCAUCUGUCAGUGAAAGCUAUGGAGGUAACUUACGCUUUGGUUAGUGCUUGAAUGUGAUGCAUUAACAUCCAAAGUGGAGAUGGUUUUAAAGGGAUUUUGCAAUGAAAUUCUCACACUUAAGGAUUAGAGCACAAGAGUUAGACGAAAAUGGCUCCCAAAACGGCAUCAUUUGAGGUAUUUUAUGGUCGGAAAUCCUCUGCAAAUACAUCAUACAUCCUUGGAAAUUGAGCAGCACAGCAGUUGAUCAUUCGUUGAGGGAUAUAGACUCAAUGUUACGCCUUCUAAAGGUUAGCUUGUAUAUGUUGGUAUUAGAGUUUAGAUCUUCCUAUGGCAGAGAAGAAGAACGGUGAGUCAGAGAUGAAUCUUUUAUGAAGAAAGUAGAGCUGAUGAGAGAGAAAUUGUUGAAAUUAGAAAAUCCUUGAAACGAGUUCAAGAAAUGCAGCAAAAGUUUAGAGAAACUUAAAGGGCCCUGCCUGAAUCCUUGACUCAACUGAUCAAGAACUUGGCAGUAGUUCCAACAGAAGGUGCGGUGUCAGGACAGAUCAGACCAGAGUGACAGUUGAGAAGGUGGCAUGAUGCUGGUGUAAGGCAAGGGUGUCACUCGCGGGUGUGAAAUGGGGACUUCAGUAGCUACAUUGAGGGUGGUGCCUGUGUAGGAUUGGUUGACAACGGCGAAGACAAACAGUGUAACAAGAAGUGUAAAGGGGCCCUUAAAGGUGAUGCUGCUAGCUUAAGUGAUCAAAGAUAUGGUAACUUUUCUGGAACUAUUUUUGUUCUUGUUUUCUAUUAUUGGUGUAUGCCAUUUAUAUUGUUGUUGAUGGAACAAAUUUUGCUAAUUUGAUACUUGUUCUUGUUCUCUUUGAAUAUAUUAAGUUCAUUGAUUGAUAUUUGAAUUUAC